Messenger RNA from Glycine soja, 1841 nucleotides. RefSeq names its product auxin-responsive protein IAA16-like. Lineage: Eukaryota; Viridiplantae; Streptophyta; Magnoliopsida; Fabales; Fabaceae. The coding region runs from base 578 to 1531 and encodes 317 amino acids. Gene Ontology annotation, molecular function: protein binding. The record is from RefSeq and is a predicted model, not a curated record. The transcript is spliced from 5 exons. Gene Ontology annotation, cellular component: nucleus. Gene Ontology annotation, biological process: regulation of DNA-templated transcription.
CGUGUCAAAGGCAUGAGGAAUAUAUUUAUGAGGGGUCAGCGCUAGCUAGCUGCAGCAAGUCUUGCAUUGCUUUGCUUCCAAUGCUAAACAACCUAACUUUGUUGCUUCAGGUUGCGUGCUCCAUGCUCUAAUUCCACUUUGCUAAUGUUAGGCAAAAGGGAAUCUCACUGGUUUGUUUUAUCAAUCAGUGCCACUUCUGAAAAUGACCACCCCCUUCUCCUUAAAAAGAGGAAAGAAAGAUAACCCACCAAGCGUGUGAAUAAUAGUAUAAAAUAAAAAGCAAAGCAAAGUUAGUCAACAAUUCCAUGCCAUCACAUACAUAGUUCCCUCUCUACCUUUUUGCUUUGCCUUUGAAUGUGUUGUUGUUCUCUUUUCUCUUGGUGGGGUGUCUGUUGUGCUGCGAUGAUAUUUGUCUUGGAUUUGGUCUCUUAGUACGUGGCAUAGUUAUCAUAGAUUCUUGUGGCAGGUGCUUCUUUCAGAUAUCAAAAGCUUCAAGCACUUGUUUUGUUUCAAUCCAGAACCUGAAGCUUGUUUAUAAAAAAAAAAGGGAGGAGCACAACUGCAAUUUGCAAGCAAGAUGUGGCAAAGAAGCCACAAGUCAUCAGAGGAGAGGAAGCUGGAGCUUAGGCUUGGUCCACCUGGUGAAGAGUCUCUCAAUGAAAGCAUCAGAAAAUGCAACAGAGAAAGACGUAGAAAUGAAUCACCACUCACUCUUGGUUGCUUCUCAACUCAGAAAAUUUUUACUUCUGACACGCCAGGUCCAGGUGGAGCUAUGUUGCCCUCUGCAUGGCCUUCCACAUCCUAUCAUCACCAAGACCAGGCUAAAGCUAAAGCUUCAUCAUUUCUACAGCUCCAAUCAAGUCCGCAAAACAUGAUACUGAUGGGAAAGGAUGUGUCACAAUUCUCUUGUGUAGAGAAGAAGUCAUUCUCACCCUCUUGUGCAAAUCCAGCGGUGUCCAAAAGAACUGCUUCAGGUCCAGUAGUGGGUUGGCCUCCAAUUCGUUCCUUCAGGAAGAACAUUGCAAGUGGAAGCACUUCUAAUUCUAAGUUGCCUUCUGGGUCCCAGCAGCAACAUCAAAAUGUUGUUCCAGGCAAGGUUGCUAGCCAAAAACCUACAGACAACUCAGGUAAAGGCUUGUUUGUGAAGAUCAAUAUGGAUGGUGUCGCCAUUGGGAGAAAAGUGGACAUCAAUGCUUAUGACAGCUAUGAAAAACUUUCCUCUGCUGUUGAUGAGCUCUUUAGGGGCCUCCUUGCAGAGAUGAAGUUAUCUCAUAUUGCCUCUUCCCAAUGCUGUUCUGGUCAAAGAGAUUCCUGUGCUGGUGGAAUUCAAAACAAGGAACAGGAAGAGAAAUCCAAUACGGGUUUAUUGGUUGGAAGUGGGGAAUAUACUCUUGUUUAUGAGGAUAAUGAAGGAGACAGGAUGCUUGUUGGAGAUGUGCCGUGGCACAUGUUUGUGUCGACAGUGAAGAGGCUGAGGGUGUUGAAGAGUUCUGAUCUUCCUGCUUUUACCCUUGGUAGUAAGCAAGACUAGCUACACCCUUGACUUGGCAAUGAGAAAUGAAGGAUUAAGCAAUUUGAGGUCUUCUUCCAUGCUGAAAAUUGAAGACUGAAGAGUGUUUUUAUUUGACAUUUUGGUUCCUUUCAACAUUGAAGAUUAGACAACAAUGUUCAAUUUAUAAGUAAUGUUUGUAAUGAAUGAAUGUACUAGUAUCUUGGUUUUUUAAGUUUUGGCUUGUUUCUGCACUUUAAAAAAGGGGUAAGGAAAACUUCACGGAUGUGUGCACUCAUGAUUUUGCCACUAAUUUAUCUAGCCAUGCGUUCUGAUACUAUGUUUGGAAAAA